GACGACCCGCCCGGCUUCCCUCGUUGUUUCCAACGGUCGGACCCGAGACUAAGGCACUGGCCCACUUCUGGAGCUGCAUCUCUGGGCUGCCUGCGACCAACGGCCGCCACACUUGCUCCCCUGAGCCUCCUCCCCCUUUCCUCUCCUCCAGACCGCCCGUUAAAAAGUAACGAGGGCGCGCUCAGCUUGUCUCGGCUCUCUGUCGCAUCGACUGCCUGCCAAUUCGGGGUGUUAUCGUCGCUCAUAUCCGCCUCACGACCCACCGACACUCUCUCUACUUGCUGGCUCUGUCCCCAAUGCCUCCCAGGAAAUAAUCAUGGACUCAGAAGACGGAGAGUUGUUCAUAAAGCAACUGGCCACUUUCGUGCGCACCCACGAGAAGGCUCUCGCCAACGCUUUGCAACUGCGGAGGCAAAACCCUCCUCGACAUGGAGCCUCGCAAAGCGUGUCCUCGGUGCCGACCGCAGGGCUCACGACUCCGACGACCAUUCCCGAACGACCGUCUACCGCUACAGCGUCCUCUUCCAACGGGCUCGCCGCCGCCCUGUCCUUCGGCUCCUUGAACUUUACAUCGCAGACGGCCAAGUCAGCAAAGCUGGCUCUCACGCCGCACCACCUCUUCUACCUUCUCUCGCGGUUUGAGGAGCUCAAGAUACCGGUUGGCCCGAUGAAGGUGCGCCUCGAGAACUUGCACGACACGAGCAGCUCGGCGAACUAUGUGUCAUUCCUGGGCCAGUCUCAGCGCUCCAAGACCCGAAACUCUGAGGUUGGUUCCAUUCGCUCCGUCUCGAGCAUCAGAAGCGUCAUGUCCGGGAUGUCUGCACUGUGGACCAAUUUUGGCAUCGGAUCGAGCGCUGCCGCGCGCACCGAGAAGCAGAAGGCUGCUCUGGACGCUGACCUGAAGUACUUGUAUUCUGCCUUCACCAAGGUACCCUGCCUUCGCCUGGCCCCAGACUUUCGUGCGCGGCUCAUCAAGGGUUACGAGGAGUUCCCCUUCGACUCUGCAGUGCCGCUGCACAUCUUCAAAAACUGCCAGGCACUCGAGGUUUGCGACAUUGACUUCCGGCAAUUCUUUGGUUGGGAUCGCAUGGCGGACCAGCUGAGAUCCCUGACCGUCAAGCGGGCGAGCCUGUCUGACCCCGCCGACAUCCUGAUCGACAUCGUGCUUGACGACAUGGACAAGAGGAGACGGCGAACGUCAAAGUCACAUGCGUCACCAACAUCAACAUGGCCUGGUACUGCCAGCCCACGGAGGAGUAUGACGAUGGCGACGCCUGCCGAGUUGCACAAGUCGACCUCGGCACCAGGGUCACCAGGCACACGGGCUGCCGACUUGAAUGUUGGUUCCAUAGGCAGUGAAGCCGCACUCGAUCAUGAGGCCGAGCUUGCCGCCCGAAACAGCAGGCGGGCGUCUGUCGCCGUCGUCGAGCUCCCCAAGUCACCGACAAAGAGCUCACGUCCGAGAAGCCACUCUCCAAGGAGGCCUGCUAGCGCUCGCCAUGGUUCCCAUCACGUACGCGGCUCACACAAGGUCCACCGCUCAGGCUCGGGCAGCUCGCAGUCGAGCAUGUCCGAUUCCUGGCACCAGGGCCGGGGUAGCACUUCGAACCUCCUGUCUACAGGCUCGCUCCCCGCGUCGAAAUGGCGAUUCUUGAGGCACCUCAGUCUCGCAGAGAAUGGCCUCGUGUCUAUUCCUGAGGCCAGCCUUGCCCCCUUGGCGAACACUCUGUAUUCGCUUGACCUGUCCUCGAACGAGUUCAACGAGAUCCCUGACAGCUUGGCGUCGCUCACUGCCCUUCGCGCCCUGAACCUCUCCAAGUGCACCAUUGAGUCUCUUCAUUCGCUGACUCGUAACCCGCUGCCAGCCAUAACGGCACUGAACCUGCGGGACAACCGCCUGCAAUCUCUGGCGGGCGUCGAGAGAUUGUACCCGCUCGAGAGGCUGGACCUAAGGGACAACCGCCUGAAGGACCCUGUCGAGCUGGCGCGUCUGACGAGAAUACCUGACAUUCGGGAAAUCUGGGUUGAGGGAAACCCCUUCACCAGGACUCACAAGGACUACCGCAUCACAAUCUUCAAUCUGUUCAGGCAGUCGCCUGGCUACACCGAGGAUGUCUUGAUUGACAUGACCGGCCCCACGUACUCGGAGAGGAAAUACCUCGUCGAGCGCACCAAGGAGCCUGCUCCUGUUCCUGUCAUCAAACCGCCGGUCCCAGAGUUCAAGGCCGUCGAUGUCAGCAAGCCGGCGAUCAUCUACGAAAGCGCAAAGGAGCCUGCUGUGCUCCGCAAAGAGCGGCCCACACCGAAGGUGACAGCCAGUGAGAUCAACACAAGCUCCACUCGAGCCCGCCGCAGGGCCCCAAAGAGGCGAAUCGUCGACCUGGCCGAUUCUCAGGCUCACCCUCCAAGGCAGCCAGACGAAAACGAGACGAUGGGGCCCAUAAGUGGCCUCGAUAGCAACUAUCGCAUAUCACAAACCACCGAGGUGCAGAAGAAGCCAGACGUGGUAGAGGAAAGCCGCACCCAGGCGGGCCGUGGUGUUCCCCGCAUCGAUACGUCCGUCAUCCCGAAGCUACCACCCGUGACGCCGACUCAGGAAAUCGGAACUCCGUCCUCAUGGACGGAUGCCCAGAAAUAUGUCGACCCUGACAUAUACCGACGCAGGAUCGAGGUCCUGCGCAGACAGGUUGGCGAGGGCUACCUGAACGUUCUUAGUGAGGAGCACUGGGAUGUCAACGGUGCACCACACUUCACAGGUUCGCAUUUUGGUCAUGCCGACUCGCCCCUACACCCGAGUCCUGCUACGCAUCGGCCAACCUUGCAACCAAUACAUAGCGGCCGAACUCUUGGAUGAGCGCCGCAUACUAAACCACUCACACUCGACACACUCGAAGCCAUGACAGCCGACCACGAUGAUACCCAACGCCCGCCCUUUUCGCAGUGGGCGGUCUGGCUGUUAAUACAUAUAUCCCGAGUCCUUUCAAAAUACCCAAUUGUUUUGUUGUUUUUCCUGCAAAAGAGUAGCGCGGCUUCAUGGUUGGCUUUUUCAAGAUUCAUAUCAUUUCACCGGAGCAUAGCGGAAAAAAGGCGUUUUCAUGGUUCACCUCAAUUCUUACCGACCUAAACUACAAAAUCACAAGACUCUCUCGACCCGCCCACCACUGCGUCCAUAUCGUCCCACAAAGACGACGAUCUGCGUAAUUACGAGGCUACGUACGACCUGGCGACGAUGUUCAUGUCAGUUCCCAUGACUCUGGAUCGAGUCAUCAGCCUGCUUGGCUGUGUAUUUUGCGUUGUCUUAUUGCUUGCAUGGCACCGGUGUCAUCCGGAUGAUGCCAUGGCAGAUGGAAUCUUUUUUGGCGUGUCUUUUUACAUGGCACCGGUAGAAUAGUGGGCACGAGGUGAUGUCGCGAGCUCGGCAAUACCUGGCCCUCGGGCUGCUGGCUGGAGUCCAGGAAUUUCUCUUCGGCAAAGACAUCUUUUUCAUGACAGGAUCUGGCGUAUCCCUUGUUGACCUUUCUUGUCCCAGUCUCAUUUUCGCAUGUUGGCUCUGACAAAUCUUGCAUUUGAAUUGCUCCAUUGCUCGAAGGUUCUCAACGAAUGUCUGCCUGGGUUCUUCUUUUUUUGUCCGAUUGAGCAUACUAUCCUGAGCGCUGCGUUGUCUGAUAUUGAUUGCCUGGCGAAACGGGGAGGGCAGGGUUCAUGUCUUCUUGUCUGUUGCGAAUUAGGAGGAGACUCGUCAGUACCGUAUUUGUUGUGCGGUAUGUUAUGGUUGGAUGAUAGAUAAUUGGUCGGCCUUAGAGGCGGCCGGCCUAGGUAGCGAGGUGCCAGGGUGGCCCAAGAGAGAAAUGAUAUCACGGCAGACAUACUCCAUA
This is a messenger RNA of Diaporthe batatas, 3875 nucleotides long. RefSeq lists its product as uncharacterized. The transcript is spliced from 3 exons. NCBI's taxonomy places the organism in Eukaryota, Fungi, Ascomycota, Sordariomycetes, Diaporthales, Diaporthaceae. The record is from RefSeq and is a predicted model, not a curated record. Bases 317 to 2854 code for a protein of 845 amino acids. Gene Ontology annotation, molecular function: protein kinase binding. Gene Ontology annotation, cellular component: cytoplasm.